This is a messenger RNA of Rattus norvegicus (Norway rat), 1590 nucleotides long. RefSeq names its product CEA cell adhesion molecule 18 (gene Ceacam18). The transcript is spliced from 6 exons. The record is from RefSeq and is marked validated. Bases 36 to 1160 code for a protein of 374 amino acids. Lineage: Eukaryota; Metazoa; Chordata; Mammalia; Rodentia; Muridae.
AGAACCUGCCAAGCUCUGGAGAACCCAAGAAGCUCAUGGACUUUUCCAGGCCUAGCUGUAACCCCUGGAGGUGGCUCACCCUUUUGGCCAGUUUGCUGACCUGUGGCAUCUGCCAGGCCUCUGGUCAGAUCUUCAUCAGCCCAGACUCACUCAUGGGAGUGGAGAAUUUCCGGACCAUCCUGACCCUAGAAAAUGUCCCAGAAGACGUCCUGGAGUACAGUUGGUAUCGGGGCAUGGACAACAGUACAGGCAACAUGAUUUUCAGCUAUAAACCUCCCAAUACCCGACACCCUGGGCCCUUGUACAGUGGGCGUGAGAACGUGACCCGUACAGGUAGCCUGGUGGUGAGGAUGUCGGCGUUAAAUGACACAGGCAACUACACUGUCCAAGUGGACACCAGCAACGGGACCCAAACAGCAACUGGCUGGCUCGAGAUCAUAAAGUUGAGAGACGACCCAGACAUCUCAGCCAAUGUUUCAGCCAACGCCAGCAUGUUGGUGGAAGGCAUGGACUCCGUGGUUGCCAAUUGUCUUACCAACUCCUCGAACAUCAAGUGGUACGUGAAUUUUGUGCCAACCUCAGGCAAUAACCGCAUGACGAUUUCCCCGGAUGGCAAGACUCUGGUCAUCCACGGGGUCAGUCGUUACGACCACAGUCUUCAGUGUGCCAUAGAAGAUGUCCCAGAAAUACUCCAGAGAAGUGACACGAUUUCCUUAACUGUGGCCUAUGGACCAGACUAUGUGUCACUGUUGACCGAGCCCUAUGCCUUUAAUGGCGUGCUGCGUGCUGUUAUUGGUUCCUAUGUGCAGCUGGAAUGUACCGGUUACUCCAGGCCGGUAGUCACGUACCACUGGAUUCAUAACGGCUCCCUCCUAAGCAUCUCCGAGAAGAACUUGACCCUCCCUAGUCUGUCCUGGGAACAAAUGGGCAGUUACCGGUGUAUUGUGGAGAACCUGGAGACUCAGCUGGCCUUCUAUAGGGAUGUCACCAUCCAGCCACCUCUAUCUCGGCCACUGCCUACUGUGAAAAGAGAAUUAUACAUCCCAGGAUACUUGGUGAUAAUCCUCAUCAUAUUGGCAACCACGGGAGGUGCCUACAUGUGUAGAGUCCUGGUCUACGCCCUGCAACUAUCCUGCUCCAGAAGGAGAAACUUGUCAUAAGUGUCCACAGAAGACCUAAAGGACAGCCCAGCCAGGGAAGGAGAUGAAGGAGACGGGAGAAUGAGUGCCCCCUGGGGACCAGCUGGACUGCACCAGCACCACAUGUCUCUGGAACAUUCUGGGGAGGACACCAUCCCAGGCUUAGUGAGCUGAAGAAAUGUAGGCUACCGGAUAAAUUGGAAGACUCUCUGUGGGACCUGAAGGAGGGGUGACAUCGCCUGGCCAUCAGCAGCACCAUCUGCUAAGCAGAGCUGGCCAAGCUGGGAUUGGCAAUGUGAGAGUUCUGGGUUCUAAUUCUAGAGCCCGCUCUCCCUCCAGUGUUUCCAAGCUCACAUCCUUACUCUGAAACUAGGGGAUCUUGACAAAUUCUUUGAAGAUGCUUAGAUCACUGUUGCCAAUGACAGAGAAAUGAAGCAAUUUUAACUUCAGA